This is a messenger RNA of Aspergillus tanneri, 627 nucleotides long. RefSeq names its product YoaK family protein. The transcript has 2 exons. The record is from RefSeq and is a predicted model, not a curated record. The coding region runs from base 1 to 627 and encodes 208 amino acids. NCBI's taxonomy places the organism in Eukaryota, Fungi, Ascomycota, Eurotiomycetes, Eurotiales, Aspergillaceae.
AUGGUGAUGCGUAACACCGUCUUCAUUGCCCUAGGAGUCUCCGGCCAACCCGAAUAUCCAGCCUAUCUGUGGGCUAAAUCUCUCAUUGCCCUCACCACCUUCAUCUCUAGCAACAUUCUCUUCAUCCACGUCUCACGAAUGCUACGUCCCCGCCGCCGCUCAACUUUCAUUCUUUCCUUCGGCAUACAAACGGCCGCCAUCUUCGCCGCUGCCAUCCUCGUCCAGCUGAAAGUUGUCGAUCCCAGGCCUGAAGACCCCCGCUCCCCAAUCGAAUGGAUGCAAAUUCUGCCCAUCUCGCUACUUGCCUUCCAAGCCGGUGGACAGAUCUGCGCCUCGCGCAUCCUAGCCCUCGACGAGAUCCCUACUGUCGUGCUGACAACCCUCCUGUGCGACCUGCUGGUGGACCCCAAGUUAUGUUCCCGUGGGUGGCGAUCGAAUCCCAGGCGUAACCGUCGGGUUGGAGCCUUCCUGGCUCUCUUUCUGGGGGCCAUGACAGCCGGUGGGUUGUCCAAGGUGACUGAAAUGGCGGCUAGUUUGUGGUUGGCGAUGGGGUUGAAGUUUGUCAUCACCGUUGGAUGGGUGGUUUGGAAGGCGGAUAGGACGAAGAAAGAGGAUGUGGAGGGAUAA